This is a messenger RNA of Eimeria acervulina, 642 nucleotides long. Its product is annotated as SNARE associated Golgi protein family domain-containing protein, putative. NCBI's taxonomy places the organism in Eukaryota, Apicomplexa, Conoidasida, Eucoccidiorida, Eimeriidae. The record is from RefSeq and is a predicted model, not a curated record. Bases 1 to 642 code for a protein of 213 amino acids. The transcript is spliced from 4 exons.
AUGCUCCCUUUCUCAGGUCCUUGGCGGGCACGUGAACAUCUCUUUUCUCUCCCUGCUGCUGCUUCUGCUGCAACCUCUGCUGCUGCUGCUGCUGCUGCUGCUGCAGGUUUGGCUAUGGCUGUGACUCUGCUGCUGGGGGCUCUCUACAGCCCUCUCAUUGCUUUCAGUAUUACUUCGCUGCUGUCUGCUGUGGGGCCCAGCCUCGCUUACUACCUCUUUAAAGCAGCAGGAAAACCGUUUGUGGUGCGGUUCUUCCCCAAGCAGCUUCAGCGCAUGCGUCGGUUGAUACACCCCAGACAGAGCAGCAGCAACAGCAGCAUUGAUGGCAGCACAAGCAGCAGCAAAAGCAAAAGAAGCAGCAGCAGCAGUACUCACAUGGAGGGGGAGGUGCAUGCACAGGUAGAAGCUGCCGCGCAAGACAAGCUGCUGCCGCAGCAGCAACAGCAGCAGCAGCAGCACCAGCCGAACGCUUGGGAGGCGGAGUUGGAUUUGAUGCUGACGGUGUUGUUUCUUCGUAUAUCUCCCUUCCCUAACCUCGUCAUUAAUGCCGCUUCACCCGUCUUAGAUGUCCCCUUCAGGCCUUUCUUCAUCGCCACUUGGCUCGGGCUAAUGCCAAACUCUGCCCUCUUCGGCAAGUCCUAA